UACAAAUAUUGCCGAUAACAAAUCUGCCCGCCAAACGGUAUCGUGACUAUUCCUUCAUCCUAGCUUAUCUAGCUGGCAAGAUUAGUAUUGGACUUUAUCGUACCGUUCAACCCUUGCAUUUCAAUUUUUAAGGGUCUACUUUGAUCUGCGAUCGUCGCAGUAAUCCAUUUCACAAUGGCGACCCUCACUAUGACAAUGCCGCCACCAUCCAAACCCAAGAACGGCAACGAGAAACUCCCACCAGAAAAUGAACGUUAUAUGCGAGCUUGCUCUGAUAUUGCAAACAUGCUCAUUCAGGAAUAUGAAGCGCAGAGGGACUCAUCCAAACCGAGGAAAGAUAUCAACCUCAACAAGCUGCGCGGCCAAAUCGCGAAGAAGCACCGCCUGGCUACCCAACCUCCCUUGACAGCUAUUAUCGCUGCCGUGCCGGAACAAUACAAGAAAUACAUCUUACCCAAACUCAUUGCGAAGCCUAUUCGGACGUCGUCAGGAAUUGCCGUUGUCGCAGUGAUGAGCAAACCUCACCGUUGUCCGCAUAUUGCCUACACCGGUAACAUUUGUGUCUACUGCCCUGGUGGACCUGAUUCGGAUUUUGAGUAUUCGACACAGUCAUAUACUGGCUACGAGCCGACAUCGAUGCGCGCGAUCCGAGCACGGUACGAUCCGUUUGAACAAGCGAGAGGUCGGGUUGAUCAGAUCAAGUCUCUCGGCCAUAGUGUGGACAAGGUGGAAUAUAUUGUCAUGGGUGGCACAUUCAUGUCUCUUCCGCCGGAUUACAGAGAAUCCUUCAUCGCUCAACUUCACAAUGCGCUGAGUGGGUACCAGACGGACAAUGUUGACGAGGCUGUUCAGGCGGGCGAAAUGAGCAACAUAAAAUGCGUGGGUAUUACGAUCGAGACGCGGCCUGAUUACUGUCUGGAUACUCAUCUGAGUGAUAUGCUUCGGUAUGGGUGUACCCGGCUGGAAAUCGGUGUGCAAAGUUUAUAUGAGGAUGUUGCGCGGGACACGAAUCGAGGCCAUACUGUCGCUGCGGUGGCGGAGACAUUCAAACUCGCCAAGGAUGCUGGGUUCAAGGUGGUUAGCCACAUGAUGCCUGAUCUGCCGAACGUUGGCAUGGAGAGGGAUCUUUUCCAGUUUCAGGAAUAUUUUGAAAACCCAGCCUUCCGUACGGACGGUCUUAAAAUUUAUCCGACACUCGUCAUUCGGGGUACAGGCCUGUAUGAGCUUUGGAGGACGGGUCGCUACAAGAACUACACUCCCAACGCGCUGGUAGAUCUUGUCGCUCGAAUCCUUGCGCUAGUACCUCCGUGGACGCGUAUCUACCGUGUGCAGCGAGAUAUUCCCAUGCCGCUGGUCACUUCCGGCGUGGAGAAUGGCAACCUUCGAGAACUGGCUUUGGCACGCAUGAAAGACUUUGGUACAACAUGUCGUGAUGUGCGCACCCGCGAAGUCGGUAUCAACGAAGUAAAGAACAAAAUCCGUCCCUCGCAAGUGGAGCUCAUCCGUCGGGACUAUACUGCCAAUGGUGGCUGGGAAACGUUCCUCGCCUAUGAAGAUCCCAAGCAGGACAUUCUCAUCGGCUUACUGCGUCUGCGAAAGUGCAGUCCGACUCACACUUUCCGUCCGGAAUUUACCGGCCAGCAGACGAGUAUUGUGCGAGAGCUCCACGUAUAUGGCUCUGCGGUACCGCUCCACGGCCGCGAUCCGCGGAAGUUCCAGCACCGAGGAUUUGGGACCCUGCUAAUGGAGGAGGCCGAGCGGAUCGCGCGAGAAGAACAUGGAAGCCGGAAGAUCAGUGUCAUCUCGGGAGUUGGUGUCCGCAGCUACUAUGCUCGUCUCGGGUACACACUGGACGGUCCUUACAUGUCCAAGAUGCUUGACCCAAUUGAAGACGAAGAAUUCUAACUCGGAUAAGCAUGAGAACGUUUUGUCUUUGUUUGAUGUCGAAAACUGAUAUGAUAAUAAUGGUUUCUAAAAGUUGAGCUCUCGAAAAGUCGGGUUCUGUCGAGAGUACAUGGCAUUAUUGGGUGUUUUCAGGCGUUCUUGCAUCGUGGCGUUAGUUGUUCGAUGCAUUACAAUAUCGAUCCCGGUACAUGUCUUAACCCCUGCUUUUCACCAAUGGGUGUAAAUAUGUUGAUAGUCCUUUUGUUCUUCCCAGUUCCCAAGACCUCGAAAUGAUAGAAUUGGAUGCUUUUUGUGC
This is a messenger RNA of Aspergillus novofumigatus IBT 16806, 2200 nucleotides long. Its product is annotated as Elongator subunit ELP3. Gene Ontology annotation, cellular component: elongator holoenzyme complex; cytoplasm; nucleus. Bases 286 to 1905 code for a protein of 539 amino acids. The record is from RefSeq and is a predicted model, not a curated record. The transcript has a single exon. Gene Ontology annotation, biological process: tRNA wobble base 5-methoxycarbonylmethyl-2-thiouridinylation. Gene Ontology annotation, molecular function: acyltransferase activity, transferring groups other than amino-acyl groups; iron-sulfur cluster binding. NCBI's taxonomy places the organism in Eukaryota, Fungi, Ascomycota, Eurotiomycetes, Eurotiales, Aspergillaceae.